Micromonas commoda is the source of this 1968-nucleotide messenger RNA. RefSeq lists its product with no specific name. The coding region runs from base 1 to 1968 and encodes 655 amino acids. Lineage: Eukaryota; Viridiplantae; Chlorophyta; Mamiellophyceae; Mamiellales; Mamiellaceae. The transcript is spliced from 2 exons. The record is from RefSeq and is a predicted model, not a curated record.
AUGGCGGACGCGACGCGCCACAACGACAUCGUCGCGCGUUUGCGCAUGUUCGCCGCGGCAGUCGUGCUCCUGGCCCGCCUGCGCGCGGCGGCGGCGGCGGCGGCGGAGUCGCCCGCCGCUCAACGGUGUCCCUUCGCGUACCCGUCGUAUCGCGAGGCGGCGCACGCUCACCUGGCGAAGGUUUUCGACCGCGCCGGUUUCGACACGCGGCGCGGGUCGAUGUGGUUCGCGAAAGGCGACGACGUCCCGCCCGACUGCCAGACGUGCGGCCGCGUCAACCCCGCGAUCGGCGCGUACGGCUGUCCCAUGCUGCCCACAAAGCGCGACCGGGAGCGCGCUUGGGAGCGCGCGUGGGAGCGCGCGUCGUCCCCAAAGACCUCCUCGGUCCUCGAGACCGCCAUCCUCGCCGACGGCGCCUCCACCGUCGGCUACAUCCCGAGCGACGCGAAGCGGGAGCGAGCCCCGCGACGCGACGCGCGAGCCGACCGAUAUAUCCCGGACCUGUCCUUCGCCACAGUCUCGCCCGCGGACGCCGAGGCGGUGUCCUUAGCUCCCGGCGAGCACCUCAGCUGCGAGUUGGACCUGGGGUUCAGGGACGCCGCGCUCGUCGUCGGAUGCACGCCGCCGCCGUCCAGGUACUUCGGGGUGACUCCGCACCUCUACCGCGAAUACUCCGUCGGAGGCGUCUCGGGGGGCGCGGAGACUUUGAUGAAGCCUCUCGGCGAUUCCCUCUCCUACGGCGUGGGUCCGCCGCGGGCCGCCCAGUCACCGGGCGGUACGUCGUCGUCCCCCGCCGCGAGGUACACCCGACUGGCCACCAACGCGCGCAAGGUCGGGACCAACUGGUACGCAAACGACGCGAGGGCGGUGGUCAGAGACGACGCGAGUUUGGAGUGCGCGGGACGCACAUUCGCCGUCCUCGUCGGCCGUUCCCGGCACACGAUGGCCGCCGCGAUGGACGCGCUCGAGGCUGCCGGCGUCGUCAACGACACGGCGGUGAACCCCUACGGCCUGAGCUCCCCGGGCGGGGACGAGGACGGCGUGGAGCGCACGCACGCCGUCGUGCUCGCCAACGCGGGCCCCGUAGGUAGCCAAACCGAGUGGGACGCCUACGCCAAGUCGCCGCCCUUCGUGGUCACGCGACUCACGCCGCGAGACCCGACGUGGUUCGACCCGUUUCACGCCAUCGACUGGACCGACCACGGCCACCAUCCGGGCGAGUUCCCCGAGGCUGGACGGAUCGCGAGGGCGCGAGUGGACGAGCGGGGUUUGGCGUCGGCGGUGGCCGCCGUCGCGGCGAAAAUCGCAAGCGCCUUUGACGCCGAAGGCGGUUAUCGAACGCGGGUGUCCGAAUCUCCGGGCAUCUCAGGCUCCGACAUGCACGCGGACGACGCCGGCGACGUCACGGUCGUCCGCGGUCCGUCCUUCCACCUUCCGACGGACGGAUCGAAGGACGUGUACGUCGUCGGCGUCGAUCGCUCCCAGUCGGGUUCGGCGACGUACUCGGUCACGUCUCUCGCGUCGGCGUCGUUCAACUUUGACGUCCAAACGUCGUUACCCUUGGCGGACGAUUCCACCUACGAGGGCACCGCGACGCGGUGGGGCGAGCUCGCGGGCGUUAACGUCGAGGACGCCGCGGCGAUGUACGUCGUGAAGAUCGCGGCUCGAUGUCCCGAGGGCGCCGUCGACGGCGACGGCGUCAGAUGCGUGGAGGUUAAAGAUGAGGUGGCAAAGUUUGGCGGCGCGACGCACGAGUUCGUCCUCGAGGAGAGGGCGUACGCGCAUCCCGACACGACGACGGGUCCGGAUCGGAGGAACCUGGCGGCGCCCGUUGUCGUGGAGGUGACCAGGGCGUCGCGCGAGGUGGUCGGGCCCGGAGGUUCCGGCUUCGGCCUGUCCUGGUUCCGUCGGUGCGACUUUGAAACUGCGACGCUUGUCUGUGGCGAAGUUCGUACAAAUUACAACUAG